Molecule: messenger RNA, 1029 nt
Organism: Mycosarcoma maydis (corn smut)
Lineage: Eukaryota; Fungi; Basidiomycota; Ustilaginomycetes; Ustilaginales
Exons: 1
Coding region: 1-1029 (342 amino acids)
Biological process (GO): mRNA splicing, via spliceosome
Cellular component (GO): precatalytic spliceosome; U1 snRNP; U2-type prespliceosome
Molecular function (GO): mRNA binding; U1 snRNA binding
Source: RefSeq, a predicted model, not a curated record
AUGACACACCUGCUGCCGCCGUCUCUAAUCCGGCUGUUUGCGCCACGGCCGCCACUCGAGUACGUUGCUCCGAUACGUCGUUACGAUCCGGACCCGAAUGCUGUACCGCUGUCGAAAGAUGGCACGCAGAUCUCGCGGCGCAAAACGAUUCGCACCCCGCUCACUGGCGUCGCCUCGUAUCUCGAGCGUGUCAAACAAGAGACGGCGGACCGCGGCGAGUCGACCGACGACAUUGCACUCUCCUCUUCAUCCUCUGCACUGACGCUCUCACGCGCCACACUGCGCGAAAUCGAACUCGAAUCGCGUGCCGCAUCGAAAGCAGCGACGAAGCAACGUGGGCUGGAAACGUAUAAGCCGUCCAACAACCCGGACGCUACACCGGAUGCAUACAAGACGCUCUUCCUGGCACGCCUCGACUACUCGGUCACCGAAUCCGACCUGCAUCGCGAAUUCGACAUGUACGGUCCGAUCGAACAGAUCAAGCUGAUUCGCGACAAGAACGGAAAAAGUCGAGGCUACGCAUUCAUAGCGUACGAGCGCGAACGCGACAUGAAGGCGGCGUACAAAGAUGCCGAGGGUAUCAAGAUCAACGGUCGAAGAGUCAUGGUAGAUGUCGAGAGGGGUCGAACGGUGAAAGACUGGAAACCGACUCGAUUGGGCGGUGGACUAGGCGGCUCGACUAGAAAACCAAAGAAGGCUCCAGAACCAUCAGAGCCUCCACCGACAUCCAGCGCCUUCGCUCCCCCAACUCCCUUCAGAGCCAGAGGCUCUGCCGGCUUCAGACCUGGCCCAACAAGAGGCUUCCCUCCUUCAAGACCCGCCUUCAGAGCCUUCAACUCCAACCCUCGCUCCUCAGCCAGUUACGACAACGCCUACCCAAGUCGUCCUCCAUCCACCUCGCCAUACCCCGCCAACGGCCCCACCCCCGCCGCCUAUCGAGAUUAUCCCCCCUCCAAUGGCUACCACCAACAACCACGCUCUUAUGACGACCCCAACUCUGGCCCCCCUUCUAAACGUAGUCGCUACUAA